GAGCGUGAGAGAGGGAGGGAGAGAGAGAGGGAGGCACAGGUGAAACCAGCGCUACUCUUUCUUGUGCCUGUAAACAAAGAGGAAGGGGAAUAACAUAUAGACGUGGACACGACACACGGCGGGACACAGUUUCACGCGCAGCUGCGUCCAUCAUGACUUCGGCGACUUUGAAGUAACUUCACGACGGGGUUCACUAAUAACCCCACACCGCGCGUCAUUUCUCCACUUGUAAGUUAACCUACGAACACAGUGACCAAAGGAUCCACUCCAACCUUGACCGUCCACGAUGACAAGUCAGGACCCGGUCAACGCUUCACAUGCUGCAUUUGACCUCUUUGUCCAAGCCCAGACUUGUAAGGAUGUGAAGCAUCACUUCGCAGAGCUCUGCAGGCUACUGGACAUCAACCCCAAGGAUUUCAGGACCUUCUAUAUCAAAGUGAAGGAAAAACUGAACUACUGGAAAGCCAAAGCUUUGUGGACAAAGCUGGACAAAAGGGCAUCUCAUGCAGAUUACCAGCAAGGAAAAGUCUGUAUCAAAAACAAGUGUCUCGUGUUGGGUGCAGGACCAUGUGGGCUGAGAACGGCCAUCGAACUGUCUCUUCUGGGGGCUCAGGUGGUGGUGUUGGAGAAGCGAGAGUCUUUCACCAGGAACAAUGUUCUCCACCUGUGGCCCUUUACCAUCUACGACCUCCGUGGGCUCGGAGCCAAGAAGUUCUAUGGCAAAUUCUGCUCUGGCUCUCUGGAUCACAUCAGCAUUCGCCAGCUGCAGUUGAUUUUAUUGAAAGUGUCUCUUCUCCUCGGGGUGGAGGUGCACACUGGAGUGGAGUUCCAGGGUUUGAUUGAGCCCUCAGAGGAAAAUGGUUGGAUGGCGAAGCUGCUUCCUGCAUCUCAUCCUGCUGCAACCUUCCAGUUUGAUGUCUUCAUCUCUGCCGGGGGAGGCAGCUUUGUCCCCACUGGUUUUAAGCACAAGGAGCUGAGAGGCAAGCUGGCUAUCGGCAUCACAGCUAACUUCAUUAACAGACACACAGCUGCUGAGGCCCAAGUAGAAGAGAUCAGUGGCGUGGCACGCAUCUACAACCAGAAGUUCUUCCAAGAUCUGCUCACUGAGACCGGUAUUGAUCUGGAGAAUAUUGUCUACUACAAAGAUGACACCCACUACUUUGUCAUGACCGCCAAGAAGAAGAGCCUGCUGAAAAUGGGGGUCAUUAAACAGGACCACGCUGAUGCAGAGGAGCUACUGGCUCCAGCAAAUGUGGAUAGUGAGGCUCUGAAACGCUAUGCCCAUGAUGCAGCAAACUUCUCCACAGGUGGAAAACUACCUGACCUCCAGUUCGUUAAGAGCCAUGCUGGCAAGCCAGAUGUGGCCGUGUUUGACUUCACCUGCAUGCACCGUGCAGAGAACGCCUCACUUGUCAGGGAGAGGAGGGGAAAGAAACUGUUGACGGGUCUUGUUGGAGAUUGCUUGGUGGAGCCUUUCUGGCCUCUGGGAACAGGCAUAGCCCGUGGCUUCCUAGCUGCUUUUGACACAGCAUGGAUGGUGAGAAGCUGGGGGAUGGGUGUCCCACAUUUUAAGGUCCUGGCUGAGCGAGAGAGCAUGUACCAGCUCUUGUCCCAGACCACACCAGAAAACACCAGCAAAAACUACGCUGGUUACAGCAUCAACCCCAAAACCAGAUACCAGAGGGUCAACCUCUCAGCCAUCCACGCCAACCAGGUGCAGCAUCUAUAUGAUGUUGAUAAAUCCCAACCAUCAAGCAAGAGACAGAAGGAGAAGAGUCAAGAUUCAGUCCACGGUUUUGAAGAGUUGCUGAAAUGGUGCCAAAAACACACUGUAGGAUACGACCAUGUGAAUGUCAAAGAUUUUACUCAUUCUUGGAGGUCUGGACUGGCUCUAUGCGCACUGAUUCACCACUUCAGACCUGAUCUCAUUGACAUGUGCUCCCUGGAUGAGUCAAAUGCUAUUCACAACAACCAACUGGCCUUCAGCGUCCUGGAGAAGGAGCUGGGAAUCCCUCCAGUCAUGUCCACCGCCGACUUGGCCAAGAGCGGUCAGAUAGACAAGUUGUCCAUGGUUCUCUACCUCACCCAGAUCCACGAUGCCUUCACUGUGCCAGCAAAAGAUAAAAGUUUACACCCUACAGGCUCCUUGCCAUUGUUGAAGCCUCUGACUCUCUCCCGGACACAGUCGGCUGUCUUUUUCCUGAGCAAGCUGAAGCACAACUCUCUGCAAAGACGUAAAGAGAAGCUGGCAGCAGAGAAACAAUCAAGUGAAGGCGAGACAAGGAUGGGAGAUGAGGAUAGUACGGCAGUGUCUUCUGUGUCCCCCGAGCUCAGUCCUAUACGUGACCAAGCUCCAGCGCCUGAGCCUGAAACCAGUCCGGGUGUGUCGAUGACAAACAGCGAGGAGUGUUAUUUUUGUGGUCAAAAGGUUUACGUGCUGGAGCGCAUUAGUGCUGAGGGCAAGUUCUUCCAUCGCAGCUGCUUCAACUGCCACAAGUGCAACAUUACACUUAGACUGGGGGGAUACACCUUUGACCAGGCCACAGGGAGGUUUUACUGUGAGCUGCACUCUGAAGAGCUGGAGCUGGCAAACGGGGCUGAAUCUUCUCAUGAGGAUGAAAGGACAAAUAUAGAGAAUGGGCUUUCCAGCGAUGACUAUACACUGUCUCCAUCAGACGAGGAGUUUGAGCACACUUUGGACUGUGCUCCCUCUUUACCUACACAGACGCAUGGUUCUGAUGGACAGGACCAGCAUGUACUUGUACCCAAAGAAGAGUCCAGAGAACCACAUACUUCAAAGACCCCAGAAACCCCUACCAAUCCUCCAUCUCAAGCCAAGGUAGCAGCUUUCACUGAGGAGACAGAGGAGCUUCCUUAUCCUGUCCCUAAGCCCCGUUCCUCUCGGCAAACCACACCCAGCCUACAACCUUCCCCAGUAGCAAAACCUCGUACAAUCCACCUUUACAAUUCCUCAAGUCUAGAAAAUAAUUCCUCUCCAGUCCAAACAAAAGAAAUUGCUAAGACCACACCAGACUCCCGUCCUAAGCAGUCCCUGCGGAAGCUUCAGCUCACCAAUGAGGAGAAAAACCAACUGAUUAAUCUUCAGAGUUUCAGUGCAGACUCAGACUCUGAAACUCCUGGUGGCUCCUCAUCCUGCUCCUCUUCUUCAGCAACAGCAGGAGGUCCAAGCCCUCCUAAACCAGAGGGCCUGGACGGCCAAGAAGAGGAGGGCUACUGGAGCGGCAGCACCGCUAGUCACAUGCGGGAGAAAAGGAACCGACGGUGCUUCAGGAGGAAAGAGAUGCCAAGCGGGCAGCCCAGGGUACGAUCAAAGUUUUCCCCCUGGAAUCUCUCGUCCCCACGGAUCAGCAGAGACACACGUCUCAGUGUCCUCAUUAAACAUCCAGGGAGAGUGGAAACAACAUUCACACAUGCCCACAGAACCUCAGAGGAGGGUGCUGAUGGAGACGACGACGAUGACGACGAUAUGUUUGAACAAGAUAUUGACCUAUUUGAUGAGAUGGUGGUGCCAUCAGACCCUGUUGAGGCUGAGAAGCUGGAGUUGAUGAAGAUGAAGACCCUGGAGCGAAAAGCCAAGAUGAGUGAAUUACAACGAUUCCGUCAAGCACAGUCCAUCCAGAGGAGACUGGAGGAGAUUGAGGUGAAUUUCAAGGAGCUGGAGGAGAAAGGUGUCGUGCUGGAGCAGACUCUGCGUGGAGAGGCUGGCAGCAAUGACUCUUCUGAAAUGAUCGAGGACUGGAUCCAACUUGUUCACGAGAAGAACGCAUUGGUUUCUGAGGAGUCUGACCUCAUGGUGGAGUCUCGUCAGCUGGAGCUUGAAGACAAGCAGAGUAUGUUGGAGUUGGAGUUAAGGAAGUUCAUGGAGCUGAAUGACAAAACCACAGAGCAGAAGGCUGAGGAACAGCGACUCUUUGAACAGAUGAUGGAGGUGGUGGACAUGAGGGACUCUCUGGUGUCUUUUCUGGAUGAGAAGAGGCUGAAGGAGAUGAGCGAGGAGCAGGAGGCCUUCACCAUUAUGGAGGCCAAACGCCACUCAAAGGCGGGAGCUCAGGUUCAGUGGGAUUGAACUUGUAUUUUACAUGGACGUGCUAAAUAGAAGCUCUCACAGAAACUUGUAACUAAAAUUUUGGAAAGCCAAAGAUGUUACUGAUUCAUUAUGGAGGGUGACCCACCCCAAGUGGUCCUCCAGCGUUUCGAUAAAAACCUGCUCGCUUAUGGUGGCUGAAUGAAUAGCUGCUUCACUUCAGCCCCUAGAGGGAGACAUAAACCUGGAGAUCUAAGGUUGUGAGUCAACUUGUUCUACUCUAGCACCUGUCCUGUCUGCGGUAAUGGAGGACAACAACAACCCACAAAUGAAAAAGGAUCUUUUAGUAUCUGCUGCACUAUUGAAUAGUAACCACUCAGCAGAUAAUCAUUACCAAGGCUGGGAUUUGGCCUGGUUUUGUGGGUCGUGUGCAUGGAGAGCAAUAAAAGGACAGCAGAGGGAAACGUGCAGCGAGUGGCUGGCUUUGGAGCCAUACUCGUAGAUCUAGAAAACACAGGGUUAUUGGGGUUUUGGAAAUAUUAUGAUGUUCAUGUUGAGUUUACCUGUCAUGAAUAAGUAUGAUUGUACAAAAAGAUAUAAUAAUACAGUACAUAUCAUAAUUUUAUGUUUGGUAUUUAUAUACAGAGUAGAAAUGUAACAGAGGAAGCUUAAAUAUUAAAAUUACAGUUAUUCAUUAUUUUCUUUCUUAUUCAGUUUUCAGUUUUGAAUGUUAAUUAAAUAUGUAGCACUUCACCGUGUUCACCAUGUCUCUUCCUGAUAGCAUGUUGGAAAGAUAAUCUCAGGGGUCGAUAGAUCGCUCCUCUAUAGGAUCAGUUGGUUUUCAAAGUUAGCCUCGCACAGUUGGCUGCUUCUUAGGUGGUGGUUUAUUAAAUGAACACAUGGGAUUUGAGAAGAAUUAAAAUGAGAAUAAAGUGAACUCGUUCAUCCAUUCA
Messenger RNA from Solea senegalensis (Senegalese sole), 4998 nucleotides. RefSeq names its product microtubule associated monooxygenase, calponin and LIM domain containing 1 (gene mical1). Lineage: Eukaryota; Metazoa; Chordata; Actinopteri; Pleuronectiformes; Soleidae. The transcript has 24 exons. The record is from RefSeq and is a predicted model, not a curated record. The coding region runs from base 287 to 4087 and encodes 1266 amino acids. Gene Ontology annotation, molecular function: protein binding; FAD binding.